CCAGGACUCUCGGGGAGGGAGAAUUCCUUCGAUUUUCGGUAGGUGAUCAGGCCUAUCGAUUGAAGAUUUGCAGACGUCGCCAACGCCAACCUUUAGAAAGGGGAUGGCGUAAGGCGUCAAGUAGCGUUAUCACAUAUCCGUGAGACUGUGACCUUCGACCCCCUCCAUCCUAACGACAAGUGGCUGGUAUAAGCUGUGUGCCUCACAGUUGAAAAAUUUGAUCAGUGAAUCGGACCUCUUCUCGCUGUAUGGUAUGAGCUGUGUGCUUUAAGUCACAGUUUUUGAUCAGUGAAUCGGACCUCUUCUCGCUGUAUGGUAUAAGCUGUGUGCCUUGAGUCACAGUUGAAAAACUUGAUCAGUGAAUCGGCCCUCUUCUCGCUGUAUGGUACCGCUUGUGCGCAUAGUGUUUGUUGUGCUCCAGAAUCCAGAUCAUCUGCCUCACCCGGUUGAGUGAAAGCUUUUAAAUUCCUGACGAAAGUCUUGGUCUACACUGUAGGACGAUGGGUAUAAGAGGACUUCAAAGUUUUAUUGAGCGAAAUUGUCCGCCAAACUGCGUCCAACGCGUAGACAUCGCAGAGCUAGCAGAGGACUUCAGGGAGUCGCAUCAGGAACAGCCAACAAUAGUAUUUGAUGGAGCAUCUAUACUGCGAUUUAUAUAUAAUGGGCUGGAUUGGGUAUCGGGUGGCCAAUUUACUGAGUUUUUUGAGGAACUUGAGAAAUUUGUGAGCAAAUUCAAGGCAAUUGGAAUAAAACCAGUUGUUUUCUUUGGAGGAACGAAGCAUAAUGAUGAUACCUAUGAGGAGUGGAGGGAGAAGAGUUUCAAAAAAUUAGAAAAGGUUCAUGAAUUGUUUGGCGAUUUAGAACGGCGUUCAGCUGAUGCCGUGAAUGCAAACAGCCAACUUUUCCGAUUCCCUGUGAACCUUGGCGUGUCCCUCUAUUUAAAGGAAAAACUUAAUACUGAGAUUAAGAUUGUGGCGAAUCAUGAGUCUGAAAUUGCUGAAUAUGCAAAAACGAAAAAUUGCAUGGCCAUUUUUGGUCAAGACACAGACUUUCUAAUAUACGAGGGAGCUCCAUAUUACCUAUCGGCACAGCAUUUUGAUCUUGAAACAAUGACAACGCGCCACUAUGAUCAGAAAAACUUGGCAAAACAUUUGGGAAUCAGGAUAAGCCAAUUGCCACUUCUAGCUGCUUUGGCCGGAAAUAAUGAAGAGCUGAAGAGAUUUCACACAUCCUUGUGCAGAGGGUAUGCGCGGUUCGACCGGCUAUUUCCCGCGUUGGGAAAAUACAUCUCAACUUUGCCUGCUGACAAAUCUUUAAUUGGAGCUCUACCUCAAAUUGCAAACCGCGUAUUUGGUGACGAAAGUCAAUCGGAAAUUCUCUUGCGAAGCAUUUGUGCUUAUUUACCAAAACCUGAGGAAGAUCUUGAUGAUGAAAUCGAUUAUCCUCACUGGAGAAAUAUCCUCAAAAAGGCUGAAGAGCUUCAUAAGGAAGGAGAAAACAGCGCUGUCAUUCUCAAUGUAAUGACGGGUAGGCCUUACAGGUGUUCAGUGGUAACCGAAGAUCUUAGAAGGCAAGAUCUGCCGCCUUCAGCUGCCUGCUUGAGGUCGUUAAGGCAAAGGAUGUAUGGCAUUUUAUUGAUGGAAAAACCAGCGGAUUUGAAACCUCGAUUUGUAGAGGAAUGGAGUCCAGAGAAGGGUGAUAUAUCCCGAGUUGCACAUUCACAUUUAGUGAGACCCACACUACCUACAGAUCACCAUCCGGGAUUGUUAGCGCUUUGGGGCGACGACCGUACUGAAAAAAUGCAAACUAUUAGAUGGAGAUUGUUCGCAGGUGUCAUAUCUCCAAAACUCAAUCCUGAAAUCCUUUCCGAUCUUCCGGAAAACUUAGUUUUACCCUAUGCUGCUCUCUUCUACCUAUACGAGGAGAAAGUGCUCUAUAAGUGGGAAAUAGAGACUCUGCUUUUAAUAUCAUUAAUUUUACCCUCAAUGUCGUUGCAAUCAUUGAGGGAUUUACCAUCUGGGCCUAUCAAUGGGAGGGGUGUACAAGUGGCAACGAUUUACAUGAGAUCGUUGCAAACAACAGUUCGGCUCAUGAGUGCCUGUGGAUUUCCUCUCUCAAGAAAGGAGGUUUAUCAACAUGCUUACUUUGAUGGGAAACUCUUUCAAGUAAAAUACCAUCAAAUCCAGAGUGAACCAUCUGUUGCUUCUCUGUGCGAAAAUAAGACUUUACUUUCUGACGCCUAUAGUGCACUUCGAAGCAAUUUCUUCAAAGAAACCUAGAGAACUUGCUUGGGCACUUAUCAGUUAAGAGGAGGUAUGGUAUAUUCCAUUUACCGAUUGUUAUUAUCCAGGUUCCAUUGAUUCUCUCAUUUUAUCCUCAUUUUCUUUAAUUUCCACAUGCUGUAAUUCUAGAUACCUUCGUAACAGUUCAACAUACUUUCCAGAAAUAGCUCUAGUUGUUCAGAUCCUAUAAAUUUGUGAAGACAGAUUGUGUUCCUUCAUUUUUUUUUUUUUUUUUUUUUUUGGUCUUCAACAAAAUGUUUCUUUAAUCCAGUUCUUAAAGAAACUUUAUGAAAUUUUGAAUCCAUAGACACAAUAUAUGAAAAAGAAAAUUAAACGGAAUUUUCAAAUAAUACACUUUACAAAACAAUGAUAGUCGAGAGCCUUGACUAUGCGUUUUUGAAUAAAAUAAGCUAUUAAUCAGCAAAA
Messenger RNA from Bemisia tabaci, 2708 nucleotides. Its product is annotated as constitutive coactivator of peroxisome proliferator-activated receptor gamma. The record is from RefSeq and is a predicted model, not a curated record. Lineage: Eukaryota; Metazoa; Arthropoda; Insecta; Hemiptera; Aleyrodidae. Gene Ontology annotation, cellular component: nucleus.